AAUGCGUAAAAAAACAUACCAACACAAUAUUCUGGCAUAUUGCUAAUGAAACAUGAGGCUCCACUACCUUACCCUUUUCCUCCUUUUGGUCCCUUUGGAGUUGAGCACCAUUUAUGGUCUCUCUACACAAGGAAAUGUGCCUAAGAAAUCAUCCAUCAAGCCCUUAUUACCACCCCCUGAGGCCUUGCUGUCCAUUGGUCACUAUCACACAACAUGUCCUGAUGCUGAAGGCAUCAUCUCACAAAAGGUUGCUGCUUGGGUUAAGAAGGACCCUACAUUGGCCCCUGCCAUCAUACGCCUUCAUUUCCAUGACUGUGCUGUUAUGGGAUGCGAUGCAUCAAUAUUGCUCAACCAUCCAGGGAGUGAGAGGACUGCAUUAGAGAGCAGAACCCUGAGAGGAUUCCAAUUGAUUGAUGAUAUCAAGAGUGAGUUAGAAAAAAAGUGUCCAAGGACAGUCUCUUGUGCUGACAUUCUUACUGCAGCAGCUAGAGAUGCCACUCUUUUGGCUGGAGGACCAUUCUGGGAAGUCCCAUUUGGCAGAAAAGAUGGCAAGAUUUCCUUAGCCAGAGAGGCCAAUUUGGUCCCUCAUGGCCAUGAAAACAUAACAGCCCUUAUUACAUUCUUUCAAGAAAGAGGUUUAGACAUUCUUGACUUGGUCACUCUCUCAGGCUCACACACAAUUGGGAGGAGCACUUGUUCUUCUAUCAUGGAUAGGAUUUACAACUUCAAUGGGACUAAAAAGCCAGAUCCCUCACUAAAUGUCUUUUUCUUGAAGUUGUUGAGGAAAAGGUGCAAAAGGGUGAUGGAUUUGGUGCACCUUGAUGUCAUAACCCCUAGGACUUUUGACACAACCUAUUACACUAACCUUAUGAGGAAAGUGGGGUUAUUGUCAACAGAUCAGUCACUUUUUUCAGAUGCAAGGACUGCUCCUUUUGUUGAAGCAUUUGCAACACAACCUUUUCUUUUCACUAGCCAGUUUUCAGUGUCAAUGGUGAAGCUUGGGAAUGUUCAAGUUCUGACUAGGCCUAAUGAAGGUGAAAUAAGGGUUAAUUGCAAUUAUGUCAAUACUGUCUAAUUGGUGUAAUGGUGUCCUACUUUGCUAUGCGGUUAAUUUCUUUGUUCCAUUUUUAUGUUUGGGAUUUUAAUGUCAAUAAAUCAUAUAGCCAGAGGGUUCGAUCA
This is a messenger RNA of Glycine soja, 1179 nucleotides long. Its product is annotated as peroxidase 7-like. Gene Ontology annotation, molecular function: heme binding; peroxidase activity. Gene Ontology annotation, cellular component: plasmodesma; plant-type cell wall. The transcript has 2 exons. Gene Ontology annotation, biological process: hydrogen peroxide catabolic process; response to oxidative stress. The coding region runs from base 53 to 1075 and encodes 340 amino acids. The record is from RefSeq and is a predicted model, not a curated record. Lineage: Eukaryota; Viridiplantae; Streptophyta; Magnoliopsida; Fabales; Fabaceae.